CCGCCAACAAACAGCGGGCCGUUGAAGAGUGAAUGGAGAACUUCAUCCUGUACGAGGAGCUUGGGACAGGCAGGAGCUCGGUUGUCUAUAAAGGAAGAAGGAAGGGCAAUCUCAACUAUGUAGCCAUUAUCUGCACUGACAAAGCCAAGCGACCUGAGAUCACUAACCAUGUACGUCUGAGCCAUGAUCUGGAUCAUCCAAACAUAGUAUGCUUCUAUGAGUGGUAUGAGACGAGUAAUCACCUCUGGUUGGUGGUGGAGCUCUGUACAGGUGGUUCCCUGCAGACUGUAAUUGCUAAUGAUGGAUUUCUGUCAGAAGAUGUGGUGAGGAGGUUUGGAUGGGACUUGGUGAAAGGACUGAAACAUAUCCAUGAAUUAGGAAUCAUUUUCUCUGACUUGACCCCUGCUAAGAUCCUACUGGAUGGUAGUGGCAUUCUGAAGUUUGGUAACUUCUGUACGUCCAAGGUAGAGGGAGAGACACUGGAUCAUUUCUUUAGCUUGCUCUCUACACCUGAGGAGUCAGGUGAAGGAGAUAACAGGAAAAGACUACAAGGUUCUCCCACUUACAGCGCUCCAGAGGUUUUGCAGGGAUCAGAAACCAAUAGGAGCUCUGAUCUCUGGGCUCUGGGUUGUAUACUCUACUACAUGUACACUGGUAAACCUCCAUUCUGUUCUGAUAGCUGCACUGAACUGACGGAAAUGAUUUUACAUCAGGAACCACGACCUCCCAGACAGACAGAGUUUUCAUCCAGUCCACCCAGUGAGGACUUCCAGAAUCUUCUGAAACGCUUGCUCAACAAAAACCCAGAUAGGAGAUACACAAGGAUCCCUGACCCUUUUUUCCUAGGACAGGUAGAUGAGCAUCCCAACAGCCACUCAGCCAUCACUCAGCCAGCCCUUAGGAUUUCCAAGAAAUUGAUUUCAUCACAGACAACAAUUGCAACAACUCACAGACCAUCUGACAGGAGGACUGAUUGCCAACAAGGAGGAGAGGGGGAAGCAAAGACAGAAGAUGACCCCAAGCCAGCUGAGGCCCAGCAGAUGUGCCACACACUGCAGCCCAAUAAGUCAUUCAUUGAUAACGUAUCAGAGCUCAGGCCAAAGAGUGGUGUGGAUGAGGACAAUACUGAGGCCAUUUUUCUGCUCAGCUCCCGUGCCAACUCGAGGAGAAGCUGUAGUGUCUCAGACCUCCCGAACCAGACGCCUGCGCCUCAAGAACAUGCCAGUACUGACACUGACAUCACAUCCUAGAAAGCUCUUCUCCAUACUGACUCUGAUCUGACUAUCACCCCAAUCAUGGACAACCCCAAGAUUCUUAAGAGUCCUCCCGUGCGUUUUGAUCCAAAAACCCUUUGUGUACCAGCAUAUCCAGUUGAGAAGCUGCAGUCCCUGAGUGAUGAUGAGUGGGCUGUCUUCCUCUUACAGCUCUGUUCAUCCCUUGGAGAACAGAACCCCUCAGCUCCUCUCUCGUCCUCCUCCACUGCUCCUCCUCCUCCUCCUCCUCCUCUCUCCUCAGCCACUCGAUCAAGGCUCAAUCUGCUGUGCUACCUCUGCUGCGUGAUUGGACAUAAAAAUAUUGCUAACAGGCUGAUUAACUCAACACUGGCUGUGUCCACACUAACAGACCUGUUGAGAGACAACCUGAGGAAUAGCAAAAUAAAACAGUUCCUGCUGCCACCACUCGGGGAGUUCCUCUACCUCAUCACCUCUCAGGAGGAGAAGAGAGGCUCCCCAGAGGGACUGUGGUUCGUUCCCGCUGCCGCCUACACUGGCUUAAUGAGGAGCCUGCGGGAAGGGGAUGAUCCUAUAAUUCAUCACAUGGCUGCAAAAGCCAUAGAGAACAUCUCCACCACUGCCUCUGGCCCCUCCCACCACCUGGUUACCACAGAGAUGGGCUCCGCCCUGUGGUACCUGUUCACUCACUCCACUGUGGAGGCUGUUAGAGUCACAGCCAUCUCUUCUCUUUCUAGACUAACCCGGGUGGUGCCAGCAGUCUUUUUGUCAGUGAUUGACACCUGUGGCCCUGUGGCUAUCUUGGAGGCAGUGAGUGGAGCGGGAGCCAGGGUCCAGCAGCAUCUGCUCACAGCUAUGGCCACUGCCCUACUCAGCUCACGCAUCCAAACACACCGCAUCACACAGAACAGGGAUUUGGUGUUGAAGGUGCUGCGCUGUCUAGAGAGUCCAUCUACAGUAACAAGAGCCAAAGCCUUACUACUACUACUGCUGUUAAUACAGGACAACACGCACACACUGCUUUACUGCUGUCAACACAGACUUGUGAUGUACAUGGAGAGAGACCUGCGCAAAGCCACUCCCCUCAGAGAGAACCCCAGCCAGUCAGGAUACCUGUCUCAGUGUCUGGACCUACUGAUCAUGUAUCUGAGCAGCACUGCACCACUGAUUCUGGAGGAAGUCUUAUGUGCAUUACGAGGUGUGAUCGGGAGGAGACACCCAUCUACAGCUCAGAGCAGACAGCUUAAACACACUUUGCCUACAAUGUCUGUACUGCUCGAACUUCUUUCAUCACAGGUUUUUAGGUCUCAAAUUGUAACUGAAGAGUUUCUAGCUCAAAUUGGAUUGCUGCUGAACUAUAUCACCUCUAUAGAGUCCAAUGAAACAAAUCUGGCCAGUGCUCUGGGUGCAACAGUGUGUGAGGAGUUGAUUAGGACAUCUCUGUCCAUUGUGGAAGUCCUGAGUCAGCACCAUGCUCUCACCGCUCCACAUCAUAGUGCUGUUGUGGAUGCCAUCCUGCCACCUCUGACAACGCUGGCUUUCAGCAGAAACGUGGAGUGCUCUGUGUUUGUUUUGAGGGUACUGUCCGAACUCAGUCUUAUCCUGCUAGUACAGGAGAGUGAUGGAACGGAGGAAGAUGAGGGGACAGAGAAAAAAAAAGGGAGGAGAGAGGAAGGAGGAAGAGGAGAAGGAAUAGUUGAUGGAAACUCUCAUCAAAUCUCAGCUCUCAUCAUUAAAUCUCUGCUUCCAAGGUAUGAGUCUCUUCUUCGAGCAACAGAACCUAUCCCGCUCUACGCACUCAAACUGCUGGUAUCGAUGACUGAACACAGCACGCAGAUCUGCAGUUUGAUCAAACACAGUCGGAUCCUACCAACGGUCUUUCAACUCAUUAUGACUAACAGUAGUAAUGUCACCAGUGGGAUGAUCCAGAAUGCAGUCGCCUUGCUGUGUAAUCUUAGUGGAGACACAGUGUUGGACCUGGAGCCACCAUACCAACAAGACCUAAUAGAGGUGGUGGUGAGCACUCUCUCAGAAGCUGCACUAGUCCACUUGGAUGAGGAGGGGCAUGCUGGGAAGAAGGUCAGCCAUCUUGUGUUACAAGCCCUUCUGGAACUGCUUCACAACAUCCUAAAACAAACAUCUGUUGUGGUCCGCUCCGCACUGCAGAGCCAGAGGCUAUCUUGUCCAGCAGUGGAGAUGGAGGCAGCAGAGAAGCUGCUCCUAGAAAACCGACCCCUGAGCCAACUCAGCACACACCUCAUUCACAUGCUGUCGACUGAAAACCAGGAGGUCUGGGAGGAGUGUAUUCAGUGUCUGUCUCUACUGGUCCAGCUGUAUGGAGGAGAGGGUUAUGAUUGCCUGUCACCUUCUUGUUUGCAAAGCUUUUCACACACGCUGCGCACACACAUGCACACCAAGACCCCCCGAAUCCAACGCACAACACUUAGGAUCAUCAAACGACUGGUGCAGACUACGGAGCAAUCUGAUUGGUUAGAGUGUCCUGAAGGGGCAGAGCUAAUGUGUCUACUGCAGGAUAUAACUACGUCCAACAGGUGC
This is a messenger RNA of Morone saxatilis (striped sea-bass), 3788 nucleotides long. It is a transcript of the gene ulk4, whose product is annotated as unc-51 like kinase 4. Gene Ontology annotation, molecular function: ATP binding; protein kinase activity. Gene Ontology annotation, biological process: protein phosphorylation. The record is from RefSeq and is a predicted model, not a curated record. NCBI's taxonomy places the organism in Eukaryota, Metazoa, Chordata, Actinopteri, Moronidae.